Arachis stenosperma is the source of this 5105-nucleotide messenger RNA. Its product is annotated as pentatricopeptide repeat-containing protein At3g29230-like. Gene Ontology annotation, molecular function: protein binding; RNA binding. The coding region runs from base 1797 to 3638 and encodes 613 amino acids. Lineage: Eukaryota; Viridiplantae; Streptophyta; Magnoliopsida; Fabales; Fabaceae. Gene Ontology annotation, biological process: RNA modification. The transcript is spliced from 10 exons. The record is from RefSeq and is a predicted model, not a curated record.
GGUUUUCUGAAUUUGACCAAAAAUGCUGCCGUUUUGUGAGCUGAUCCCCUAACCCCCUAACCUUACCAAGCCAGCAACCCUAACUCACUACAGCGGAGCAGCAGCAGCACACACUCCCUCCCCCCAUCACCCUCGACCUCGUUGUUCCUUUCAACGCAGCGAGCUCACUCCCUUACUUCCGUUCAGCCGCCGGACUGCUCCUUCCGCCGUCGCAAGUUGGAGCUUCGAAGCUCACUCGCUCACUCCUGCUCGUGCAGCUAACGUUUCAGCAGCGGAAGCACAGUCGCUGGGCUCGCCUUCUGCCUCCGUCGCGAAGCUCUGUUCCAUCGUCGCUGGCGCCAUCUCUGUUCCACUGGUCAGCGCUGCUCCCCCUCUUUCUCAGGAUCUGCUCUGCUAUGCUCUGUUCUAUGCUUCUAGCUUCUAGAACUCUGAACUCUGAAGCAAAGGGACCCUAGCCCUUCUUCGCCGCCGCCGUCCCCAGGUCAGCGCCGCCGCUUCUUCCUCUUCCCCGUGUCCAGAACCCAGUUGCUUGGCACGUCCUCUUCAUCUUCGCUGGCUUCUCGGCACAGAACCCAGAUUGCUGCACUAAAUCAAUUGAGAAAUAUAUUUGGAAUUUUGGAUUGGACAAACACGAAGCAGAAGCCAUUUCACUUGAUGUUAGUUUAGAAGAAGUCAUUUUGGAGUGAAAUCAGUUUUACAUCUUAUUAGUUUGGUGCUUGUUGACUGUACUAGAUUAGUAGGAAAAUCUUCGCCAAAAGCUAUAAUUAUAUUUUAGGAUGUAUAUUUAUAAUUUAUUUAUUAUUUUAUUCUAAAACGGUUUUUUCGUUGAACCACGGUUAAACCGGUUAGACCAGUAAAUCAGUGAACCAGUGACUUAAGCGGUUUGAUGACCGGUCCGGUUUUCAGCACCUUGAUAAUUAGCUUUGCUCAUUGCUGUGUACUGUGAUGUACUCUGUUUUGUUACUUUUAUUGUGUGCUGUGCUGAAAAAAAUUGUGCUGAAAUUGUCCUCAAAACCUGAAAUUUUGAUAAUCCUUGUUAAUCUUUGGAAAAGUUUGUUGCUGCUGCGUAAUAUUUUAUUGUGUUAUUGUGUUUUAAUUGUUGGUGUUGUUGCUGAGUUACUUUCAAUUGUUCCUGUUGGUGUUGUUGCUUUAUUUUUAAUUUUAAUUGGUGGUGUUGUUUUAAUUCUAAGUCAUUCAAUUUUUCUGUUAGGUAUUAUGCCUCUAGCUUUAUUUUAUUGUCAUUCAUCAAUGAUUAAUUGAACUCUAAUUCAUUUUAUUGUCUCUAAUUCAUUUGUCUUAGUUUAGGGUGGGAUAUAUGAGUUUUUAAAUAUGGUGAUAUGGUGAAAAAGUUUUAUUUAUCUGAGUUUUGGCAAAUGUUCCAUUAUUUAUCUGAGUUUUGCAAAUACUAGACAUUAAAGCUUGAAUAAUAUUUUGAUGUUUGUAAUUUUUAGGGUGUUUAUUUAUAAUUUAUUUUUUAUUUUAAUAUAAAACAGUUUUUCCGGUUGAACCACUAUUGGACCAGUAAACCAGUGAACUAGUGACCAGAACGAUUCGAUGAGCGGUCCGGUUUUCAGAACCUUAUUCUUUUCUGUUUUCCCUGUUUCAGUUUUUAUAAAAUUUCAAAUGUAAAUAAAACUUUUAUGUUAAUUUUGUUUUGUGUCUAUUAUAAAAAUAUAUUAAAUUUGUUAAUAAAUUAAUAUAUUUUUAUAAUAAUAAACCCUGGUGGGCAUAAUUCGAGGGGUUUUGCGACAUUUCAUUUCAAAACCCUUUCACUGUAAAGCCACUGUCAGCGACAGAUGCAAUUGCCUGCUGCGGCGGCGCGUGCGCCCACAUGGUUUUCCACGCGCCGCCUUCUCGAUGAAAAGCUCUCCGACCUCCACCGCUGCUCAAACCUCAACACCGUGAAGCAAAUCCAAGCUCAAGUCUUCAAGAACGACCUCCACCAAGACCCUUACGUCGCACCGAAACUCGUCGCCGCCUUCUCCCUCUCCCGCCACCUCCCCUCCGCCGUCAACGCAUUCAACCUCGUAACCAACCCAAACACCCACCUUUACAACACUCUCAUCAGAGCUCAGGCCCAAAACAAGGCUCACCCUUCCGUCGCAUUUGAAACCUUCUUCCAGAUGCAGAGGAAUGGUGUUUUUUCAGAUAGCUUCACCUACACGUGUCUGUUGAAAUCUUUUGACGGUUAUAGCUGUUUUCGGAUGGUGCAGAUGAUCCACACGCAUGUGGUGAAGUUUGGGUUUUUCGGGAGUGAUAUAUUUGUGCCGAACUCGUUGAUAGAUUCAUAUUGUAAAUGUGGGGGUGCUGGAAUGGAUGCGGCAAUUCAGUUGUUUUUGGAGAUGGAGGAACGGGAUGUGGUGACUUGGAACUCUCUGAUUGGUGGGUUGGUGAGAGGUGGUGAGUUUGAGAAAGCCUGCAAGGUGUUUGAUGAAAUGCCUGAGAGGGAUGUGGUUAGUUGGAACAUCAUGUUGGAUGGGUAUGCUAAGGCUGGGCAGAUGGGGAAGGCGUUUGAGAUGUUUGAGGGAAUGCCCGAGAGGAAUGUUGUGUCAUGGGCUUCAAUGGUUUGGGGUUAUUGUAGAGCCGGGGAUAUGAAUAUGGCGAGGAUGUUGUUCGAUAAGUGUCCUGGGAAGAACUUGGUGAUUUGGACCACUAUGAUAUCUGGGUAUGCUGAGAAGGGGCUUGUUAAUGAGGCAACAAAGUUGUAUGAUAAGAUGGAGGGAGUUGGGAUGAGGAUUGAUGAUGGGUUUCUGAUAAGUAUUUUGGCUGCAUGUGCCGAGUCUGGAAUGUCUGCAUUGGGGAAAAGAAUUCAUGCUUCUGUUGAGAGGCGGAGGUUGAGGUGUAGCACUAAGGUGUUGAACGCAUUCAUCGAUAUGUAUGCGAAGUGUGGUUGUGUGGAUGUUGCCCUUGGUGUCUUUAGUAGGAUUGAAAAGAAAGAUUUGGUGUCUUGGAAUUCCAUGAUUCAAGGGUUAGGCAUACAUGGACGUGGUGAGAAAGCACUUGAGCUUUUCACGAGGAUGGUACAUGAGGGUUUUGAACCGGACAAAUAUACGUUCAUUGGUCUUUUAUGUGCUUGCACCCAUGCAGGCCUUGUCAAUGAAGGGCGUAAUUACUUCUAUUCAAUGGAGAAAGUGCAUGGGAUUGUUCCUCAAGUUGAGCACUAUGGUUGUAUGAUUGAUCUUCUUGGUCGAGGGGGAAACCUGGAGGAAGCUUUUCAGCUUGUGCGCAGCAUGCCUAUGGAGCCAAAUGAAAUAGUCUUGGGAACUCUUUUGGGGGCUUGUAGAAUGCAUAAUGAUGUAGAUCUUGCAAAAGCUGUGUGCGAACACUUGUUUGAGUUGGCACCACUGGAUCCUGGAAAUUUCAACCUUUUGUCAAACAUUUAUGCUCAAGCAGGGGAUUGGGUGAAUGUUGCUAGUGUAAGGUGGCAAAUGAAGAACACAGGAAGCCAAAAGCCUUCUGGAGCUAGUUCCAUUGAGGUAGAAGAGGAAGUGCAUGAAUUUACAGCAUUUGAUCAGUCACACCCUAAAUCAGAUGAUAUAUAUAGAAUGAUUGACAGAUUGAUAAAGGACAUUAGGCAGGUUGGAUAUGUUCCAAAGGCUUACGUCAGCCGAAGUGAUGCUUAUAGUUUUAACUUUUAAGGAAUGAAUAUGAUGAUUUAAUUGUAUACGUUGCUGUUGUAUUAAAAGUAAGGAUGUCAUCAUAUACUUUGCAGCUGCAGCUGCAGCUGCUGGUUUAGCAAAACAGAGAAAUUGUAUGCAGGGAUCAGCUUGUGCUUACAGUGGCAGCAGCACCGUUGUAAAGCCAAUGAGAGGGAACAGUUUGUGGUAGUUGUAAAAAAGAAGCUAUUCAAAUAUAAUAUACUGAGUGGCAAUUCCACUCAAAUGCACUUGUUAAUUCCAUUCUUGCUGAGCAUUAUUGAUUUGAUUUGAGACAUUCACUUGAGCAUAAGAUUUGCAGAGUACUCAUGGACUCUGUGAAAUCCGGUUAUAUUCAUGAGUGGAACAACUCAAUUGAAGGGAUUCACUUCAAAGUUUCUUACCCUAGUCCCUGAGUUACAAGCAACUGAAGCUAUUGGAAUUUUCUAGUUUCAACAAAGUUCCUUACAAAUCAGUCACAUGUACGAGGAGCAUGGACUGCUUGUUGCUCAAUCAUGUGGAGAGCUUGCACGAUUUGUACGGCCUGAGAUUCGGGAUUCUCUUAUUUUAUCUAUUGUGCACUGGCCAGCAAUUAAUAGAGGAUUCUGCUGUUGUUGUUCGAGAGGCUGCGGCUUGUAAUCUGGCUAUGCUGCUUCCACUUUUCCCAGACAUGGAUAAAUAUUUCAAGGUGGAGGAGUUGAUGUUUCAAUUGGUAUGUGACCCAUCAGGAGUGGAUGCAUGUUGAAUGCUUCCCUAAUUUUAUAGUGCUGGCUUGCAUGUUACCACAGAAAGAAGAUAAUCUUCGGAGCCGAAUUUCAAAGGUUUGAGACUAAGGUCCGCUGUUGUUGAUAGGCUCUCUACGAUGUGUGUCUUACCACUUUUGUUGGCUGGUGUUAUGGGUGCUCCUGGAAAACAAGAACUGUUAGCAGAAUAUUUGAGGAAGCUGCUACUAGAAGAAAACCACAUGGAAAAUCCACCAACAAAGCACACUUCUGAGAUUAUCAAUGCUAUCCGUUUCAUCUGCGUAUAUGAAGAAAACCAUGGUUUGAUAUUUACUAUACGAAGAAAACCAUGGUUUGAUAUUUACUAUACUUUGGAAAGCUUGAUGCUACUAUGGAUGAGGUUGUUGCUGCUGCUACUGCUGCUAAUGCUCAUAACUUUGUUAGGCAGCUCCCUCAGCGAUAUGAAACCAAGAUAAUAACCUAAUUGAUGAUGGCAAAGUAGAUUGGAGAAAGGGGAGCACUUCUUUCAGGAGGACAAAAGCAGCGAAUAGCAAUUGCAAGAGCCAUCAUAAAGAAUCCAGUGAUUCUUCUUCUUGAUGAAGCAACCAGUGCUCUUGACUCUGAAUCUGAAUUACUUGUCCAAAAUGCCCUUGAUCAUGCCUCAUUGGGCAGGACUACAUUGGUUGUUGCACACAAGCUAUCAACUGUCCGAAAUGCAGAUGUCAUAGCCGUUGUCAACGCCGGUUCC